Messenger RNA from Didymodactylos carnosus, 95 nucleotides. The record is from the annotation of a GenBank genome assembly. Lineage: Eukaryota; Metazoa; Rotifera; Eurotatoria; Philodinida; Philodinidae.
CAGGCGGAUUUAGUAUGAAUCCUGGAGGACUUGGUGGUGGCAUGGGUGCGUUCGGUGUGGGAGGAAUGGGUGGUACAAGUGGAUUUGGAUGGUAA